This is a messenger RNA of Phacochoerus africanus (Common warthog), 1089 nucleotides long. RefSeq names its product glutathione S-transferase theta-3-like. Gene Ontology annotation, molecular function: glutathione transferase activity. Gene Ontology annotation, biological process: glutathione metabolic process. Lineage: Eukaryota; Metazoa; Chordata; Mammalia; Artiodactyla; Suidae. Gene Ontology annotation, cellular component: cytoplasm. The record is from RefSeq and is a predicted model, not a curated record. The transcript has 6 exons. Bases 151 to 873 code for a protein of 240 amino acids.
GUUGGAUGUGACCCUGCAGGUGCUUGAGGACAAGUUUCUCCAGAGCAAGGCUUUUCUGGCUGGGCCCCACAUCUCUCUGGCUGACCUGGUAGCCAUCACUGAGCUGAUGCACGCCCCACUCCCGCCCUGACCUCGAACCCUGCCACCGCCAUGGUCUUGGAGCUCUACCUGGACCUGCUGUCCCAGCCCUGCUGCGCCGUCUACAUUUUCGCCAAGAAGAACGGCAUCCCCUUCGAGCUGCGCACCGUGGACCUGCUCAAAGGCCAGCACUUCAGUGAUGACUUUGCCCAAGUGAAUCCCCUGAGGAAGGUGCCAGCUUUGAAGGACGGGGACUUCACCUUGGCUGAGAGUGUGGCCAUCCUGCUGUAUCUGAGCCGCAAGUAUGAGACGCCCAACCACUGGUACCCUCAGGACCUGCAGACCCGAGCCCGGGUGGACGAGUACCUGUCCUGGCAGCACACAGACCUGCAGACUAGCUGCAUCCGGACCAUGUGGCAGAAGAUGCUGUUACCUGUGUUCCUGGGCCAACCGGUGCCCCCUGAGACAUUGGCAUCUACUCUGGCCAAGCUGGACAGGUGUCUGCAGCUGUUGGAGGACAAGUUCCUGAAGGACCAGGACUUCCUGGCUGGGCCCCACAUCUCCUUGGCUGACUUGGUGGCUAUCACAGAGCUGAUGCAUCCUGUCAGCGCUGGCUGCGACCUCUUCAAGAGCCGGCCGAAGCUGGCUGCGUGGCGCCAGCGUGUGGAAGCCGAAGUGGGGGAGGACCUCUUCCAGGAGGCCCAUGCGGCCAUCAUGAAGGCCAAGGACUUGCCUCCAGCUGAUAAGGCCAUAAAGGAGAAGCUGAAGCCCUUAGUGCAGCCUCUCCUGCACUGAGUGUGGGCUGGGCCUGCAGAGCCACCAGAAUUGCUGCCCUCUUCCCACCCUGGUGGUGAGCAAGACACCCCAGGCAGAGUCUGGUCCCCAGUGCCCUCCACACACCUGGCCAGGAUUCCUCCUCCUGUCUGUUUGCUAACUUUGCCUUUACCGCUUGCAUGCUGAUUUCCUCAUGACCAAUGGAAAGAGCUUUAGUAAACACAACUUUGACCCUGA